GCCAUGGCGGUGUGUGCGUCGUCAACUGUUGCUUUUCUCGGUCUGUUUUUUCUGCUCUCAAGCCACGCCACUUGUCACCCCUCGGACGAGGUCCGCAGGGUCAGCGAAAAUGAUUUCAGGACGUUUGUUUUUCACAGAAGAGCGAGACUACUUCGGCUCACUUCUGAAGCUGUUGAGGAAAAAUUAGCGCCUUUCGUAAAACGAUAUGCUUUGGCAGCAUCUCUUUUGAAGCCAUAUGACAUCCAACUUGGACAAUUAUCGUGCGAAGAAUUCCCGUCUUUUGAGCUCUGUUCCAGAAAAAAUGCUGAACUAUUCUUUUACGGAUUCAAAGGUUCCAAUAAAGAAAGACUGGCUUUCCCAAUAAGUACUUUGGAUGAUGAAAACGGAAUAGUUGCUAGUGCUUUGCACUUAGAUCUGGUAGAGAAAGUGCCUAUAAUCCAAAAUGUAAUUGAACUGAAUAACUUGUACAAGAAAUGCAGGGACAAGUGCGAUAUUAUUUUGUCCUACCACAACACCCUCGGAACUAACGAACACAGCCUGUUUUUGCGGACGGCGUGGAGACUGAACAGCGAUAUCAAACUGUUCGCUCUCACCACUUCAGCCCUGGCGAGUCCCUUGAAGCACAAAACGGACGAGACGGGGGAGCAGAUGGUGCACUUGUGGCUGCUGCAGUGCAAAAGUCACAAGUGCCAGAGCAGCACUUUUAGGGGCAAUUUUCAAGAUAGCCAACUCGACAGCUUCAUCUCAGCCCUCGAUUUGCCGCCGUGGGUUGAGUGGGAGAAUUUUAAAGAUGACGAGCGAACUGUCCAGUAUCCGCAACUGAUUUUAAUUUACGAUGAUGCGAGUAAAAUGCGAGUCCGCUACCUCGCUGAAAGUUUGGCAGUCACUUUUAGAGGAACAAUUUUCAUAAUUGUUUACAGUAUUGGAGAAUUUAGACAGAUCAAUACUGAGAUUGAACUUGAAGCUCCGUCCAUGAUUUUUAUGCCUUUCAGAAAUGGGUCUUGUGGAAAUAUCAAAGAAGGUGUAAUUCAAAAUGGGCUUGACAAUGUGAAAAACUUCAUCUCCGAACAAAUAAUUUAUGAGGAGAGUAAAAAAUGUUCAGGCCAUUCCGAUUCCCUAAGAAGAUUUGUAAAGCCUAAAUUUAACUGGAAGGAGAGUGCCAUAGAUGAAAGUAGUUUUGAAGAAAGGGAGGAUCAACCAUAUAUAUGGGAUUUGAAGUCCUCAAAGAGAAAAUUUCGUCACCAAUGUCCUCCAUCAGAGGCAAAUUUUAUAGAGCUGAAAUUGUUCUAUUUGCCUUGGGAUGACGUUUCCAAAACUUUUUUGAAUACUUUUGAAAGACUGCAAAUAAUCCAGGAUUCAUUGCCCAUCAAAAAUAUUUCCAAAAUUGAUUGUUUCACCAACCGAGACGACUGCGAGCACGUCCACACAUUUCCAACUUUAGAACUUACAGACAAACUCAAAUCUUUCCGCACAGGAUCCUUGUCUUGGAUGAAACUUCUAAACCUGAUCUAUUCUUUCAGCAGCCAAUUCGAAACCAAAACCUUCAAGCUGUUAAGUGACUUGACUGAAGAACUGGACGACCCGCGAUAUAAAUACGUCCCAACCUUGGGCUUGCUUUUAAACAAAGAAGGCGAUUUGUCGAAUUCGAAAAUUGUAACAUUGACUAACGUUUUAGAAUUGCAAAAGAUAGUUUUAACUGGAGAAGCUGCUAUAUUUAUGGAAAAUCAAUUUAUAUGUUCAUCUCCAUGCUUUGGCAUUUAUAAAAUGGACGACCCUUUUGAUCCUUACGUGAAAUAUUCUGGACACCUUGAAAUCAACGAGCUAAAGAAUUUCGUUCAUCAGCGACGGUAUCCAAUUAUGGCGGAGCUUACUGCGGAAAAUUUUCCUCGCCUGCGAAAAAAGUUGCUGGUGAUCGCUUUGGGACUCGAGCCCACGAAGCCAAUUAUUGAGAGUGCUCGACGCGCCUCAGCCGAGGCGAAAACGUGGCUCGCGUUCACCUACAUCACAAGCAUUGCUAACGUUCUCAGAGAAGCGAAUUGGUUUGAAAAAGUGCGUGAGACACACUUGCCAAAUAACCGCAAUUUGGGACUCGUGGCGCUAAAUUUGACGAGGGGCUGCAGCUUUUUAUAUGAAGGGGAUUUGCAGAGUUUUAAAGAAAUUCAGCUAUGGCUACAGGACAUCAAAGAUGCAAGAGUUGAGCCCUCAGUGUUUUUAAAGGAAAAGUCUUGGAAACCAACCCACAAAGCAAUUGACUUUCUGGCUCUGACGGAGAACAAGCCAGACUCAGCAGCAAUCCCCAUUGCCGACAACGAGGAUCUUUUCAUCGUCCACGAAUCCGAUUUUGAUCACGGCGACAUUUUUUCUUGAGAAAAGUGAAUUAGACGACAGGUCGGAUCGAUAACUGGAAAUGGCGGAAAAUGUAAUAAAAAGCACUCGAUCUCU
This is a messenger RNA of Neocloeon triangulifer, 2442 nucleotides long. RefSeq names its product thioredoxin domain-containing protein 16-like. Lineage: Eukaryota; Metazoa; Arthropoda; Insecta; Ephemeroptera; Baetidae. The transcript is spliced from 14 exons. Bases 4 to 2367 code for a protein of 787 amino acids. The record is from RefSeq and is a predicted model, not a curated record.